Molecule: messenger RNA, 572 nt
Organism: Galdieria sulphuraria
Lineage: Eukaryota; Rhodophyta; Bangiophyceae; Galdieriales; Galdieriaceae
Exons: 4
Coding region: 140-484 (114 amino acids)
Biological process (GO): endoplasmic reticulum calcium ion homeostasis
Cellular component (GO): endoplasmic reticulum membrane; endoplasmic reticulum; cytoplasm
Molecular function (GO): calcium channel activity
Source: RefSeq, a predicted model, not a curated record
AUUCAUCAUGAUGAAAGCACAUCAACUAGGAAUUCUUCCAUUCUUGUUGUAAUAAAAUUCCAUUCUACUUGGAACAUAAGCAGCUGCUUCACAAGUAUUCCUUACAUUUUCUCUAUUGGGGGAAGAAUCCAUUGUCGUCAUGUCCUUGGCUCUUAUAGGAAAACUUGUGUGCUUUACAUUGGCUAUUUGUUCCUUUUCAGAAGGUAUACUGUAUUUAUUGGUUUAUCGCACGGAAGACUAUCAACGGAAAAUUGCGCACUUUCACGAACUCAAUCGCAAGUUGGAAAAGGAAAAGAAUGCCAUCGUUACCUAUGACCGACGUCGUGCUCAAGAAAAGAAGAUCAGCAACUUGGAAGAAAGUGUAAAAUCAGCUUCUGCUGACUUGAACCGUUCUAAAAUGAAGGUCAACUUGGCAAUAUCAGCGAUUGAUGGCAAAGCUUCCCUUUGUUCCCAUCAAGUGGUUAUGGGGAAUGACUCACCGUAACUUGGAAGGAAACGACUAUACAGACUGCUCCUUUGUCUUUCUUUAUACUCUAGCUUCCAUGUUCCUCAAGGCGAUCAUAUCUAAAGCA